Ciona intestinalis (vase tunicate) is the source of this 2757-nucleotide messenger RNA. Lineage: Eukaryota; Metazoa; Chordata; Ascidiacea; Phlebobranchia; Cionidae. The record is from RefSeq and is a predicted model, not a curated record.
AGAUGUUUCUUCAAUCAAGAAAAAACAGUUAAAAAAGAUGCGUAUAAGAGUAAGAUUUACUCCAAAGAGAAGAGUGAGGACAUACUCUUCCAGUGAGCAUGAAGAGACAGAAGAGUCAGAGGAAGAAAUGGAUAUUAAAGAGGAAGAUGUAAAUCCUCCAUUGCUCCAACCCACUAGGAGAUCAUCUCGAGCCGUAAAGAAAUCGACUUAUUGUGAAGCUUCGUCCGAUGAGGAGGAAAAGGUUGAAAAGAAACGCAAAGUUCCCUCAAAAUACAAAGCAAAGAAAAAGAAGAAAGUUGAUGAUGAUGAUGAAUACAAACUAUCCGAGCACUCCGAAGAUGACAAGGAAGAAAUGCUUAGUAAUGAUGAGUCUGCACAAAAUAAAUCACGUGGUUCAGAUGAGGAAGGAGAAGUUGGUCCAUCUGAUAUCAACAUUGACGAAUUACUGGAGAAUAAAUUUUAUCGUCCUGAUCAAAAGUCAGUAGUUGAAGCUGUGGAAGAUAUUGGUGGUAUCAGAUAUUUCAACGAUCAAAUGGUGAAUCCGGCCCAACCUAAAUUACUAUGCGGUGGUAUGCUGCGUGAUUACCAAAUUACUGGCUACCAGUGGCUCAAGAUAAUGUAUGAGAAUGGUGAAAGUGGAAUACUUGCUGAUGAGAUGGGACUUGGUAAAACUAUUCAAGCGAUCGCAAUGGUGUGUAAGCUGGUUGAGGUUGGUGUGAAUGGUCCGUUUCUGGUGUGUGCACCAACCACUACUGUUGCCAACUGGUUUAAUGAGUUCAAAAAGUUUGCACCAAAGAUUAGUUUAAUGUUGUACCACGGAACGGCACCAGAGCGAUACCAUCUUAUUGAAACAUUAAUGGAGCAUUUGAACGACAAAACACAAGUCGUUGUCAUCACUUCAUAUGAAAUUUUGUUAAGAGAUCGACCUGCUUUGAUGAAACACAGCUGGGGGUAUUUAAUCUUGGACGAAGGCCAUCGGGUGAAAAACUCAAACAGCAGAACCAUAAAAGAACUUAAGAAAUUAACGAUACGUGGUAAGCUGAUGUUAACGGGCACACCAAUACAAAAUAACCUCACAGAAUUGUGGUCACUUCUUAAUUUCUUGUUACCAGCAGUGUUUGAUGAUAUGGCCAUUUUUCGAAGCUGGUUUAACUUAGAUGUUCUUCAGAAAGAUGAGAAAGUAUUAUCCAUGUUACACCAGGUAUUAACACCAUUUCUGUUGCGAAGAUCGAAAAGUGAUGUUGACAUCAAGAUUCCUCCAAAGAGAGAAAUGCUGGUCAUGGCUCCUCUCGCUUGCCUCCAGGAGAAGUUUUAUCGAGCAACAGUCGAUCGCUCGAUUCGUCAUCUUUUGAUCAACAAAGAUUAUUUCAACAUCACACCUGGUGUAGCUCAUCCUGAUCUUAUUGCAAGUAAUAGUCAAGAAAUGAAAGAUGAAACUUCACUUAAAUAUCCAACUACCAGAAGUAAAACAAUUGGAUCCAUGAAGCGAACAAUUGAACCAGAUGAUGAUUUUGUUGUCAACGUAACUUUAAACAACAUGAUCAUGCAGCUUCGUAAAUGUUGUAAUCAUCCUUACCUUAUUCAAUACCCCCUGCAACCAGGAACUGACAUUUUUAAGGUUGAUGAAGAUCUAAUAACAUCUUGUGGGAAGAUGAUGUUGCUGGAUCGGAUGUUGCCAGUUUUGAAAGAAAGGAAACAUAAGGUUCUUUUGUUCAGUCAGAUGACAUCAAUGCUUGAUGUUUUGCAAGAUUAUUGUGUUAUGAGGAAGUUUUCCUUUGUGAGGUUUGAUGGCUCCACUAAAUGUGAAGACAGAUUUGCUUAUAUCGAGGAGUUUAAUAAUGACCCCAAUGUGUUCCUCUUCCUUCUUUCAACAAGAGCUGGAGGAUUAGGGAUCAACCUCACUGGAGCUGACACCGUGAUCAUCUAUGACUCAGAUUGGAACCCUCAGAAUGACUCACAAGCACAAGAUCGAUGUCAUCGUAUUGGGCAGGAACGACCAGUGAUGGUGUAUAGGAUGGUUACCAUGGCAACCAUUGAUCAGCAAAUUAUGGAGAGAGCAGCGAGGAAGAGAACAAUGGAGAAAAUGAUCAUGCACGAGGAUAAAUUCAAAGGCAAACUGGCAAUGGAGUUGAACAAAGUUGUUUCACCAGAUGAACUUCUCACUUUGCUACAAUCUAAUUCUCUGGAUCGUGUGGCAGAAAACAAAGAAAGUAUUAUAAGUGAUGAAGAAUUAAAUCAAAUGCUGGAUCGUUCAAGUUUAAAACAGGACCAACCAACUAUGGAGGAUGAAUCACAUCAAUCUACUAUUACAGAUUCUCCUAAAGCCAGAUUUCAAAUUAUUCGCACAACUGUAGAUACCAUUUCUGUUUAAUUAACUCUGUUUUGUGUUUCCACGGUACUUUUUGUAUUUUCUUUGUUCUUUAAACAAUUAACUUGAACAAGUUUUUUAUUUGCAGAUUUUUGUUUCUUGUGACAUCGAAUCACUUAUUUUAACAGAGUUUAUAUUGUUCUUUUCAAAAUGUUAUUUUUAGAUUUAUUUAUGUUGUUUCAGAGAAAUAUUAUACAAAUGUAAAACACAAAAUAGUGUAGAUACUUGUUUUCGCAACAAAGAAAGUGGUUAGGUCUGGAAAAUUUACAUUUUUGGCCCCACAGUACAGGGCAUCGGGAUUGUAAAAUUUGCACCUAACUCGGAAUACGCAUUACGUUUGAAUAUACUUUACGGAUUCAUGAAAUAUUUGCCUGCGAUAUGCGUAUACA